AUGGUUGCUGACCUGGCGUCGUUCCAUACUUCCGUAGUUGCCAAGGCAGCAGCAUCGCGCAAUGUCUUCGCAUCUCUCCCAUGUGCGUUGUCGCCGUCGUUGAGUUCCUGCAAAGUACGAAGGAGCCGCCCAGUGGCGCUCGUCAAAGAAACUGAUCUGUGUAUCGGGGCAACCGCUCUAGACUCUAAACUUGAAAUCGGAGGCACAGCCCUAGAAUCAGAACUCGACAUCGGGGCAACAGCCCUAGAAUCAGAACUCGACAUCGGGGCAACAGCCCUAGAACCAGAAGAGAGAGUGCGCGAACGAGUGACAGGCGGACCUACCACAUAA
This is a messenger RNA of Necator americanus (New World hookworm), 330 nucleotides long. RefSeq lists its product as uncharacterized. The record is from RefSeq and is a predicted model, not a curated record. NCBI's taxonomy places the organism in Eukaryota, Metazoa, Nematoda, Chromadorea, Rhabditida, Ancylostomatidae. Bases 1 to 330 code for a protein of 109 amino acids. The transcript has a single exon.